Penicillium samsonianum is the source of this 1224-nucleotide messenger RNA. RefSeq names its product zinc finger HIT domain-containing protein. The record is from RefSeq and is a predicted model, not a curated record. Gene Ontology annotation, cellular component: pre-snoRNP complex; nucleus. The transcript has 3 exons. NCBI's taxonomy places the organism in Eukaryota, Fungi, Ascomycota, Eurotiomycetes, Eurotiales, Aspergillaceae. Gene Ontology annotation, biological process: box C/D snoRNP assembly; maturation of LSU-rRNA from tricistronic rRNA transcript (SSU-rRNA, 5.8S rRNA, LSU-rRNA); snoRNA localization. Bases 1 to 1224 code for a protein of 407 amino acids.
AUGGCCGACUCAGAUCCCUUGCUGAGUGAUCUCUGCUCAAUAUGCCAUGCCAACCCUCCCAAAUACCGCUGUCCACGCUGCUCAAUACGCACCUGCUCUUUACCCUGCACACGUCGCCAUAAACUCUGGUCGCAAUGCUCUGGCGUGCGCGAUCCAGCCGCAUAUCUAAAGCGCAAUGAAUUGAACACUGAAUCUGCAUUCGACCGCGACUUUAAUUUCAUCACGGGCAUCGAGCGCACCCUCGAGCGCGCAGAGAGAGAAGUCGAUAAUCGCGGGAUUGAUCUUGCGGGCGGUGCCCAGGCCGAUGAUGGUAAUUCUGAAGGUUUCCAACAUCCGGCUGCUGGCCGUAAGAGGAAGCACCCGAACCAGGGCCUUGCCAAGGGCGAGGCUGCGUUCUUGCGUGGUACCGAGACUGCUGGUGUGAGAGUUCUUCGAGCUCCGAAGGGAAUGUCGAGGAAUAAGCAGAAUGGGUCGCGUUUGCAUCCCAAGCAUAAGCGUCUUGCUUGGACCAUAGAGUGGAUUACGGCUGAUGGGGUGAAGACUAUUCGUGAUUCUGUCAUCGAUACAUGCUCUGUCGCUGAAGCCUAUAACCGAUGCUGCCCACGCCCUAAGGAUCAAGAGCCAGCUACCGAGCCAGUGGAGGAAGAAAAGAAAGAAGAAGACCUGGACACCCAUAAUACAACUAUCGCUGCACCCGGUGAUCCUGUCACGACAGUGGUUGAAGAGGCAGAUACAAAACCACCAUCAUCCCCGACCAAAGACCCAGCAAAGGAACCAGCAGAUGCCUCAACUGAGCAAACGGAUAAAGCACCAAAUCAGACCAUCACCCCUCACCGCGGUCUUUACUUCUACCUUCACCGUCCGCGAACCACAACCAAAAAGCCCGUCUUAACUCCUCUCUUGCAAUCCUCGACACUCAGUACUGUUCUAUGCAAUCGGACUGUUCUAGAAUUCCCUACGAUUUAUGCACUGCCAGAGUCAGCGGAGACACUGUUUGCUGACAAAGAUAACUCCAAAUUCAUACUGGAGGAAGACUAUCUUCGCACCGCUGGGCCAGAUGAGAUAGGCCAGUCUUCUACCAUAAGUGACAAUGAUGACGCCGCUGGAAACGAAGCACUCCCCGGUUCUUCAGUGAAUCUUCAAGAUGUCGAUGAGAACCUGGUAUUGGAGGUAUUGAAGAAAGACCUGUUUGAACCAGUCCCGGAGACUGGGCCAGCGGUAUGA